Messenger RNA from Besnoitia besnoiti, 1740 nucleotides. RefSeq names its product SAG-related sequence. Gene Ontology annotation, cellular component: membrane. The transcript has 6 exons. Bases 1 to 1740 code for a protein of 579 amino acids. The record is from RefSeq and is a predicted model, not a curated record. NCBI's taxonomy places the organism in Eukaryota, Apicomplexa, Conoidasida, Eucoccidiorida, Sarcocystidae.
AUGACCCCGCGUUGUGCUGCGGCAGACAAGCCACUGGCACUCUGCUUCAUGGAGAAAAACGGGAAAGCGGAAUUCAAAUGCCCGCCGAGAAUGACUACACUUCUCCAGGCAAGUGAAACGCCGAAGACCGAAUUCUGCGAAGAUUCGACCUGCGAGACUGCAGCCUCGCUGAGCGACCUCAAUCUGCAGCUCGAUGAGCGUGACGAUACAUACGCUUUCACGGCUAAAGGCCCGCCUGACAAGCCAUGCACCGUCUGCUUCGGAUGCACUGCAAACGCCGCCAAUAAAACGACCGCCAUACGCGCGCCGCCGCAUUGCGUGCUGUUGCCAGCAACGUCACGCGACACAUGCUCGCCCCACUCCGUCUACCGAUCUUAUUCAGGCGUCUGCGACGGGAAAGCAAAUCAACAGGUCCUCCUCAAGGUCAACCAAAACCUCACCCCCGUCACGUUCGCUUGCGGCGGAGACCGAGUUUCUUCUUCUGUUCUCCCCGACCACGUCAUCCAGCCGACUGGCAAUGCUGAGUCAACCACAGAGGUCAUCCUACAGUCUGCAAAAUCUCAGGCAGCCCUAAUUGCAAAUGGGUCGUCAAUUAGCCCAAAGGCUAACAAGGUCCCGGCUUACCCCCUGAGCGUGCCAGAGUUGCCGCAGUCAGCCAGUCUGCAGCUGCAGUACAAAAUUAUGAGAGAGAAACAGGUUGAUGGAAAAAUAGGCAAGCAGGGCCGUGAAGCCCAGGGGACACAGUGCAAGUUGCUGAACGGUCGGGAGGCUUAUGCGUCUGAGCGACCUUCGGCGUUUGCACGAUUUUACGGUGCUCUACAAUUUCAUUUUGAUUUAGCCGCGGCGGAGUCACCCGUCAGUGAGUGUAAAUCUGCUGCAUCACCCCUUGUACUUGAUCUUAAUGAACCGAACAAACAGGUCAAAUUCAAAUGCAAGGACUUGCCCACCCUGCUUCCUCCUCCAGCGACUCGGACGGCAGAGACCACCACUCAUUUCUGUCUUGAUUCGGCAUGCAAGACUACAGCGGCUCUGAGCGAAUUCAAUCUGAGGUUCUCGGGUGACUCGCAAGUAUACACUCUCCAAGCCACGGCUCUACCGGCUACUCCGCAGACUGUGUACUUCAAUUGCGCUCCCGCCGAUGGCGCGAAGAGCUCCAACCAAGGCACUGGCGACGCUAAGCGCUGCGUAGUUCAGAUUUCUGUGUGGAGCCAAACUCCGUCGUCUGUCCUCCCCACAAAUGUCUGCGCCGAGGAGAAAGGCGUCUCCCUGAAGGUUGACAAGGACCUCACACCCGUUACGUUCGGAUGUGGCGACAAGAGGACGUUGACCCCCGUGCUCCUCGACCAGGUCUUUCAGCCGACAGAGACGGCGGCGUCCAGCCCGCAGCCAGCUAGCUUGACUUCUCUUGUCCCUACAGCAGCUUUGACGGCAAACGUUAGUGACAAGGACGCAGCAAAAUGGCAUGCUUACACACUUACGGUUAAGGAGCUGCCCGAGGUGGCCCCCGUGCAGCUUCUUUAUGAAUGCAUUGCAACGCCAACGCCGACAGACCGGGUCCGCGAAGAGCAAGUCGGUGAACAAAACAAGCAGCCAGACUGCGAUGUGCUAAUAGAGGUCGACCAGCGUCCUAGCACUUCCGGGGGCUCUGACUCCGAGACAGGAGGAGGGCAGCGAGCAAGCCUCGUGGCCGCGUCUGCCAUCGUUCUUGCCUCGUUUCCCAUUCUUUCUUUCAUUCUAUGA